Messenger RNA from Vespula pensylvanica (western yellowjacket), 938 nucleotides. RefSeq names its product venom allergen 5. Bases 70 to 753 code for a protein of 227 amino acids. The transcript is spliced from 5 exons. Gene Ontology annotation, cellular component: extracellular region. NCBI's taxonomy places the organism in Eukaryota, Metazoa, Arthropoda, Insecta, Hymenoptera, Vespidae. The record is from RefSeq and is a predicted model, not a curated record.
UACGUUCUUUUUCAAGAGUUGAGAAGAAACCUUCGAUAGAGUUCUUCAAUCUGCAUUAUCCGAAUCAUAAUGGAAAUUAGUGGGCUCGUUUAUCUUAUCAUUAUUGCCACGAUAAUUGAUUUACCGUACGGUAAGGCGAACAAUUAUUGUAAAAUAAAAUGUUCGAAAGGAGGUGUCCAUACUGCCUGCAAAUAUGGAAGUCUUAAACCGAAUUGCGGUAAUAAGAUAGUGGUAUCCUAUGGUCUAACGAAAGAAGAGAAACAAGACAUCUUAAAGGAGCACAAUGACUUUAGACAAAAAAUUGCACGAGGCUUGGAGACUAGAGGUAAUCCUGGACCACAGCCUCCAGCGAAGAAUAUGAAAAAUUUGGUAUGGAACGACGAGUUAGCUUAUGUCGCCCAAGUGUGGGCUAAUCAAUGUCAAUAUGGUCACGAUACUUGCAGGGAUGUAGCAAAAUAUCCGGUCGGACAAAACGUAGCCUUAACAGGUAGCACGGCUGAUAAAUACGAUAAUCCGGUUAAACUAGUUAAAAUGUGGGAAGAUGAAGUGAAAGAUUAUAAUCCUAAGAAAAAGUUUUCGGAAAACAACUUUAACAAAAUCGGCCAUUACACUCAAAUGGUUUGGGCUAACACCAAGGAAAUUGGUUGUGGAAGUAUAAAAUACAUUCAAAAUGAAUGGCACAAACAUUACCUUGUAUGUAAUUAUGGACCCAGCGGAAACUUUGGGAAUGAAGAACUUUAUCAAACAAAGUAAACAAAAAUUCAACUUUAUACGUUCGAAGACAAGACGGAUUCACAGACAUUUUCUUAUGCAAGAAAAACGGACAAUGUCGAUAUAAUAAACAUUUCUUAAAAACGUUUCAGCUUUUAUAACGCUUCUAAUUGUAUCUAUUUAAUCCAUGUAUCUGAUCUAUCCAAAUAAUAACGAAGAAAAGAUUA